This is a messenger RNA of Oxyura jamaicensis (ruddy duck), 4119 nucleotides long. RefSeq names its product beta-1,3-glucuronyltransferase 1 (gene B3GAT1). The transcript is spliced from 7 exons. The record is from RefSeq and is a predicted model, not a curated record. Gene Ontology annotation, biological process: carbohydrate metabolic process; chondroitin sulfate proteoglycan biosynthetic process. NCBI's taxonomy places the organism in Eukaryota, Metazoa, Chordata, Aves, Anseriformes, Anatidae. The coding region runs from base 710 to 1714 and encodes 334 amino acids. Gene Ontology annotation, molecular function: galactosylgalactosylxylosylprotein 3-beta-glucuronosyltransferase activity. Gene Ontology annotation, cellular component: Golgi membrane.
GGGGGGGAGGGAAGGGGCUGGCGGCACUGCUCUGGAUACAAAGCAGUCAGCCACGCUCUGGCUCCUUCCUCCCGCACCCCGUUGGCCUCCUCCUCCUCCUCCUCCUCCUCCCUGUUUGCACGCUCCCUCCCUCCCUCCCGCUCGCCCUCCCUCCCUCUUUCACUCUCUUUCUCUCCCCUAACGCCACGCUGCAGAAAGGCAGACCUGGGAACUGGAGGUCCGUGGAGGCAGCGGAGGAGGAAGGAGCUGUGCCCUGCUGUUUCUUUGAGAGUGAAACGGGGAGGCAGAGAUGCGAUGAAGGAGUGUCUCGGUCACUGCCUGGAUUAAGAAAGAAUACAUAAAAAAAAAAAAAAAAUCCGGACCCAACAAACGAGGAAAAAGGGAGGAGAGAAGGAGGAGGAGGUUGCUGGGGGGAGCCCACUCCAGUGGGCGAACAGCUGCUUUGAAUCGUGCCUCUGUUCCCAGGGAUUAAAGCAUGAAUGGGAGCAGCUUCCCGGCCACGAUGGAGAGAGAAGGCGGUUCAGGCUGUGGGAAUAAGGUCUCCUGCCAAAUGUGUCCCUGAGGUUCCUGCUGGAGGCCCCAGCAGCGUCCUGUAGAAGUUGUCUCCUGCUCCUGGUCCCAGCAGCCGAGGCCCCUCCAAACCUGCUUCUGCAAUGGGUGGGUUGUGAGCACUGGUAAUGAGGAGCUGUGGGUCCAGUCAGUCUUGGAGAUGCCGAAGAGACGAGACAUCCUGGCUAUCGUGCUGAUAGUUCUGCCCUGGACGCUACUAAUCACCGUCUGGCACCAGAGCACCAUUGCUCCACUGCUUGCAGUGCACAAGGAUGAUGGUGGUGACUCCCGGCGUGAUCUCGCUGCAGGCUUGGACUCCAAGGAAUACUGCUUGUCGGACCGGGACAUUGUGGAGGUGGUGAGGACAGAAUAUGUUUAUACCCGCCCACCCCCGUGGUCAGACACCCUUCCCACCAUCCACGUCAUUACACCCACCUACAGCCGGCCCGUCCAGAAGGCAGAGCUGACGCGCCUGGCCAACACCCUGCUGCACGUCCCCAACCUGCACUGGAUCCUGGUGGAGGACUCGCAGCGGCGCACGCCGCUCAUCACCCGGCUGCUGCGGGACACGGGGCUGAACUACACCCACCUCAACGUGGAGACGCCUCGCAACUACAAGCUGCGGGGAGACAUGAGGGAUCCCCGCAUCCCCCGCGGGACCAUGCAGAGGAACCUGGCCCUGAGAUGGCUGAGAGAGACCUUUAACAAAAAUAACAGCCAGCCUGGCAUCGUUUACUUCGCCGACGAUGAUAACACCUACAGCCUGGAGCUCUUCGAGGAGAUGCGCAGCACCAGGAAGGUGUCGGUGUGGCCAGUAGCCUUCGUCGGCGGCUUGCGCUACGAGUCGCCCAAAGUGAACGCUGCGGGGAAGGUGUACGGCUGGAAAACCGUGUUCGACCCCCACCGGCCCUUUGCUAUAGACAUGGCGGGGUUUGCUGUGAACCUCAGGCUGAUCCUCCAGCGAUCUCAGGCUUACUUCAAACUGCGAGGAGUGAAGGGAGGCUACCAGGAGAGCAGCCUGCUCCGGGAGCUGGUCACCUUGAAUGACCUUGAGCCGAAAGCUGCCAAUUGCACUAAGAUUUUAGUCUGGCAUACGAGGACAGAAAAGCCUGUGCUGGUGAACGAGGGGAAGAAAGGAUUCACAGAUCCCAAUGUGGAAAUCUGACUGUGCAUGGCUGGGCAGAGACCAACACCAGAAGAUUUCUUCAUGCACAGCCUACAAGGUUCCUCUCCGCAGCAUACAGCCAGCCAGACAUGCAGUAGCCAGGACCUCUGCUGACUUCCAAGAGUUUUAGUGUACUGAAAACAAGCAACACUGCAUACAUAAACUACCCGGAUUCCCCUGCCCUUCCUCCUGGACUCUGAGCAGAACCAGAUGCUCUGGAGGUGGAAGAAAAAGCACAGAAAAUACAGGACUGACAUCGACUUCUGUACAAGACCAGCUGCCUCGUGAGAUGCUCGGUAUGGGAGAAGCGCAUGCAGGGCAUGAUGCACUGAAGACGUGGCCCAGCUGGAACGGUAGUCUGGACUGAGGGGGCUGUUUUACAGGACCUGAAAAAGCAAGGGUGAGAACGCCCCCAGGAGCGUGUUGGCCCCUGAUGAUUGUUUUUUUUUUUUCUGGAGACACACGUACCUGGUGGCUAUGUGUGCGACAGCCUAAGCAGCUCUCUGUUCGUGGAGGGGACAGCUGCCUUCUGAGAUGGCACCUUAGCCCUUAAUUUUAAACCUACUUUAAUCCAUGUUUAUUACGCUGCACAAGACAGGAAGGUUUAGGGGGAGGGUGAAAAGCAAGGCAGGUUAAACAAACCCAUUACGAUUUCUGUUUCUUUGUACCCCCCUCCUUUCCCUGAAGCAGUUUUGUGGUUUGGGAGGCCCCUCUGACAUACCUCUGUGUUCCUGGAUGGAGUUAUGUUUACAGCAUAUGGUUCUCUGUUCAUCCAUGCUAAAAUAACCGGGGGAGGGUUUUAAUGAGAUUGUUGUGGCCCUACACCAUAAUACUUAAUCUGGACUCAGAUCUUUGUUCUAUUUAGCUCUCAUUUGGUUCACGUGAACAUUAGGUGUGGGAUUCUCUGAAGGGUGCUCCGACAGAAAGCCGAAUUUCUACUCUUAAAAAAAUAAAGUUAACUGCUUAAUACUAGGGAUUGAAUGAUAACCGCUGAUUUGAGUGCAUUUACCAUCCAGGUGGAAUGUAUCCUUCAGCCCUAGCUCCUUUUUCAGGGCCAUGCCAGCCUACUGCAGAGCUACUGGCGUGAAAAGCCACGCUGGAGCAGUUGGAGUUAACUUCUGAUGCACACUUGUAAAGGGGAUCCUGGGCUUAGUGCUCUGUUUCUUCAGCCCCUGGCUUGAGGUAGGUUGAAGAACUACCUAAGUAGAACAGUAGUUGCCUCUUCCCUGCUCUGUAACAUGACAGGAUCUGGGAUAGCACUGAUGAAAGGUUAUUUAUUCUCUGAUGAAACUGUAUUUUGCUCCUCAGUGAGAGAGACAUGACUGAGCAAUGCAGAAGAGGAACCUGGGUGCUACUACCUUGGUUGACUCUAUUUGAGAGUGACAAACUUGAUGAGGAAGAAAUGAAGGUACAACUUACCCUUCUCCCCCCCUCCAGCCCUUUAAAAAAAACAGCAAAUCACCCUUAUCCACCCCAUAGUUGUUGUCAAAUGUGUGAUCAACCCCCAGUGCCCCAGUUCUUCCAAAAGGGCCUGAAGCACAAUUUUACUUUUGAGUUGAGGGAAAAUAUAAUCCUGAAAAGAGACUUGGUUAUUUUUAGCCCCAACACAUAGAAUUAUUAAAGCAUUCUAGAUUUGUUAGCUUCACAGUGCAGGAGCCUCCCGUUGAACUAAUGACUGUGUAUUUCCUAAUAUAUAUAUAUUUUUAAUUUUUUUUUGCAAAUUAUUUUCUCCCACUGUAUUUCAAAAUGACUGGGGAAAAGCUGCAUUCCUGAGCUCCCAGUCACAGAAGCCCUGCUAUGUAGCCUUCACAAAAGUGUUCCUUUAGAUGCAUUGGCUCAAGUGUUACUUGGAUAGAAAGCAUCUGAUCCUACUGGCCACUAGCUGCUCUGUGGGAACGGGCUUGUUACCGUGCAUUGAAGCGGUAGCUCUUUGCAUUCCGGCAGGUUUAUUGUUCUUGUACUAGCAGCCCAAGCUCAGCUCAGUCUGCACACCCUAGAGUGGAACGAGGCAUUUUGAAAGGCAUACGAAGCUCUCAUGCUAUUCAAGUAGCUUCCACGUGAUGUCCUCUCCUGGCUGCAUGUUUUGUUCACUAAUGUUAGUUCCAGUCCCUGCUGAGUUGCAACCUUCCCUCUUGGGAAGGAAAUAACUUCCAGAGAAAUGCAAAAGGGAUCAGGUCCUGAACACAACCCUGCUUUUAUGUUCCACUCUCCUCAAAGUUGGUCCCACGACUCUGGGCGGGCCCUUCCAGCUUGCACAGAGGCUACCGUGGUUCUUGGCAGCAGAGAUUUAUGUUCAGUAAGACCAGCUCUGGCCAGGAUGGAGUGCGUUACAGCUGCAGUCUGUUCUCAGUUUUAAAUAAACUGUAUUUACAUUUGUUAAAUAAAAUCAAGUAUGGUUUUUAAGA